UUAUAACCAAAAGUAAACUCCAUGACAAAUACUGGUGGUGGACCCGCGCCAUUUGAAAGAUUUAACAUUCAGGUCUUAGUCCAAGCUACAGAAAAUCAGUAGUGGGGAUGAGCACAGUCUUUCCAAAAGGAGUACUCAGCAUGGGCCCACAGUAAAGCGGUACCUUGGACAAUACACGGGGUACCGGUAGCAGAAGUGCAGUUUGGAGGAAAGCUCAUCAUCUCCUUCGCCGAGCUUUCCUAACUCAUCCGCUCAACACGAAGACAGAUGCAUUGCCCGCCUCAUGCAUUCCUCGUUCACGCUGGUAUAAACAAUUAGUUUCAGUUCGGGUUGACGCGCUGACCUUUUACAACUUACCACCGAACACUAAUCAAGCCAUUCUGUAUCAGGGAGUGGCUCCUGUAGUGCACAACAUUUGAUUUGAUUGAAUGAUCAAUCAUUCGGUGGGAAAAGGAGAAUAAUACAACAAUGGCGGACGGAGGAGAAGAUCCUUCUCGCGGAAUGAAGAGAGAACGAGAACGUGAGCAGGACGACGAGAUGGAAGCAGCUGCGAGAGCCGUACGUGCCCGCAACCAAGCAUUGAUCGGGGCGCCAGCUGGAAACCAAGGGCUUGGAGGGAUACCCCCAGGCAACCAUGCCAUGGCUGUGGCGAGGGCCAUGGUUGCAAACCAAAACAGCUUUGCUUUGCAACAGCAACAACGCCAACAGCAGCUCAGGACGCCACUUCUCGGGGGGUCUGCGUUGCAACUAAACCAACUUUCGGCUCCACUGGGUGGUUUGCCUCCAAUGGCCGGUGUCCCAAAUCUUCUAGGAGCGGUGGGCGGUGUGCAAGAUCCUGCAAUGAGAAACUUAUUGCUCUCGCAAAUGCUAUCCGGUCGCAACCAAGCCAUGCACGUGAACCCAGUCAGCACCCAGGCAACAGGUCAUGCGAACCCCCUUCUGCAGUCUCAGGCUGCAGGUCUGCCAAUGGCGGCCAUGGGACACUCUCAACAUCCAACACAAAAUCAUGCACUUCUGCUUAGUCAGCACCAGGCUCUUCAGCAUCAACAGGCCUCUCAUUCUCUGCUUAACAGCCCAACCGCAGCUGUAGAUGCAUCCAAGAGCGGGGCAACUCAGGGUGCUGUCGCCUCGGUGGCCUCGCUUCCAGGAAACACCUUGGGCCAGCCUCAGGCAAAACGAAAUCCAGCGUCCAAAAGCGAUGAAGGCGAGCCCGAUGAAGACGCAGAUCCAGGUUUCAGACCAAGAAGAGACAGCGAGUCCGGAGAGCGCAGUUUGAUACUGUAUGUACCCUCGGACGAUGAGAGUCUCUCUCCGUUUCAAUGUUUGGCCAGAAAACAUAUUGAACUGUUUGAAGCUCAGCAGGAAGAUGUGGAAGCAGGUGCACAAGGAAGAAACAAACCAAUAGUCUUGGGACAAGUUGGGAUACGGUGUGUCCAUUGCAAGAUGCUACCACCAAACAUGAGGGCGAGAGCUGCCGUCUAUUACCCUUCCAAGCUGAGCGUGCUUUACCAAGCUUGUCAAAACAUCGUCAACUUACAUCUUCCGCAGCUGUGCGACGGUGUGCCAGAUGAUGUCCGAUCCGAGUUGCUCAGCCUGGGGAAAAAGAAGUCGGCUGUGGGCGGAGGAAAGAACUAUUGGAGUGAUGCUGCCGAAAUCCUGGGAGUCCGAAACACUGAUGGCCAAGGACUACGCUUUCAGGAUAGUGCGGUUGACGAGUAGUCUGCUGGAAGCGGUACGGUACGGUACGGUACGGU
Seminavis robusta is the source of this 1754-nucleotide messenger RNA. Lineage: Eukaryota; Bacillariophyta; Bacillariophyceae; Naviculales; Naviculaceae. The record is from the annotation of a GenBank genome assembly.